AUGUGGCACUGGGAGUCGAAGGAGCACGAGAGGCGAGAAGCGCGGAACAUCGAAGGAAGAGGACGAGAGCACAAAAUAGCAGACCAAGCCGGAGAAGUGAAAACGACUGCGGUCGCCUCCGAUGGGGAUGGCGACGAGGAUGACCGCAAGCAGCCGCAAGAGCGGCCUGCCUCUUCAUCAGUCGCGACUGCCAGUUCUGUUACGCGAGGAGGAGGCGGGGCCGGAGGCGGAGGCGCAAGUUAUCGCAGCAAUGAGUCUCGAGUUCAUCGACCGCCGCUCUCUCCACCUUCAUCUAAACGCCCGUUCGUGCAAGCCCUUGAGACCCUCGAGCGCCUCACCCAUGCAGCUGGGAAACCCCACGGCGGCGUUUCUGCUGGACUUGCUUCAGCUUCCUUGCCCUCCUCUUCCUCGUCCUCCCGUGCGUCCACCGCCACUGCGGCCGACAUAACCUCGUCGUUAGUUUCUCCUUCACCCUCUUCUCUUGGCUCCACCAGGGAAGAGGGUGCCUCAAGCGGGAAAAGGAAACGAAAACAGGCCCAGGAACGACAGAGCGCAGCAGCUGCAGCAAUUGCUCUGAGUGCCAACGAUGGUGAGGGAGGCGGGGGGGAGGGCGGGAGGGAAGGAGGGGAGACGUCGUCGCCGUCGUCAUUGCCGGGAGGGGCGGCGAAGUGUCGAGUAGGCUUCGGCAUGAUUCGUUUGCUCACAGGGCCGGAGGGCAACGACGCCGGUGGAAGGCCAGUCGGAGUGAAGCCGGGGGAGGACGUGGAGACUGCCGUGCUUGGCAGUGGCGGGUCAAAGGUGUCACAGUGGGUGAUGGGCCGUCUGAAAAUAGACACCAGGGGAGGAGAAAGACAAGAAAACGGUCGAGACAACGCCGAUGGGAAUCAACAGUAUCUCUGCCUAGACGAAACGCACGUCUCCGGCGCGGUCUGCAUAUCAGGAACAAGGUGA
Ectocarpus siliculosus is the source of this 951-nucleotide messenger RNA. The record is from the annotation of a GenBank genome assembly. NCBI's taxonomy places the organism in Eukaryota, Phaeophyceae, Ectocarpales, Ectocarpaceae.